Messenger RNA from Trichomycterus rosablanca, 1350 nucleotides. It is a transcript of the gene c15h19orf67, whose product is annotated as chromosome 15 C19orf67 homolog. Lineage: Eukaryota; Metazoa; Chordata; Actinopteri; Siluriformes; Trichomycteridae. The transcript has 8 exons. The record is from RefSeq and is a predicted model, not a curated record. Bases 114 to 1190 code for a protein of 358 amino acids.
UAGUGGGUCACGUGAUCGACGACCGUUACUGAGAGACUUGUCAACAAGAUAAAUAAUCGUAAUUUUGUGAUAUAAGGGCUAACUUGGCGGUUAUUGUAGUUUGACGGUUACAAAUGGCGAACUUUGAGCUGACUAGUGAGGAGCUGAUAAGGACGUUAGAGUUGACUGAUUUAAUAAAAUGCAACGUUAACUCUAAAGAAGAAUCCGAGUACAUCAUGGUGGCGCCGCCUGUCGACAAUGAACUGAACUGCACGCUCACAUCUUUUGAUGUGAAUGUAACGGAUACGUUACAUCCACUAGAGGAGCAGCUUCAGUAUCUUCUCCACAAAGCUGAUGAAUUUCAGACACACCUCGUUUACAGCCAAGAUUGCUCUCAGAACGAGAACUUUGCCCAUGUGGUGUCUACAUUCUUGAGGACAUGCCAGCCUUAUUUUACUUACUUUGAGUCCACUGCACGCAAUACUUCACCUGGCACAUGUCCACUGUCAACAUAUGUACGCACUCAGCUGUUGCAGUUUUCUCAGCAACUGUGUAAUCGGCUGGAGCAGCUGGCAUUAAAAUGUGCCUCAUUCGGCUACCUCUCUCUGGAGGAGACAGACCCACUGGGUGUCUCUCAUUUCUACAUUGGCCAAUGCCAUGUAGACAACAUCAAGCUGUCAGUCUUCCGUUACUUUCUCCCCUGCCCCUUUUUGGCCUCAGCUUAUAAUGGACUAUACAAGCGCAUGCGCUGGAACGUGGAGUUGCAGAGAAAAAUAAAGUCUAGAGAAGAUGAGGAAGAGACAUAUAGGAGAACAGAAAGAGCACAGCGAGGACAGCGAGAACAGAGAGAGAAAUUGAUGGAAGGACAGGAAAGAAACAGCACAGAGUAUUACUUUAUGUGCUGUGAAGAUGACCAUGUGGCAGAAGAGGCUUUGGGAGAAAAGGCAAAUAAAACAACAGAGGAAAAAACAGUAAAAAUGUGGUCUAUUGGACAGUGGGUGCAGACUUAUCCAGACCCAAGUUCAGAAGACAUCUACAACUGGGUAUUGUGCUUAGUUCCUCAGGGUGAGUACAGGCAGCUAGUGUGUCUGGGUAAGGAAGAGCCAUCGGCCUGCAUUGCUACAGACUGCCUGCUGGGGGUGCUUUUGUCUCAGGGAGAUCCUGCCAUUAUUCAUACAACCGCUUUAGAUAAUGACAGCAGUCAGGAUUAAGAGCUGUUACAGGUUAUUUGUUUAAACUGUAAUUGUUUUGUACAUAACAUUAAUAAUGCAUGUUUUGCAUUUACAAUUUGUUCAUUUAUUGAGGUUAUUUUAGCAUUAUUUAUGGUUGCAACUAAAUAUAACAAAAUACCACAAAAGUAAAGUUCAUUCA